This is a messenger RNA of Saccostrea echinata, 2995 nucleotides long. Its product is annotated as protein ABHD18-like. Bases 126 to 1433 code for a protein of 435 amino acids. The transcript is spliced from 12 exons. Lineage: Eukaryota; Metazoa; Mollusca; Bivalvia; Ostreida; Ostreidae. The record is from RefSeq and is a predicted model, not a curated record.
UAUAACAGAGGAAAUUCCAGUCAAAAGGGUCAUGCCGUUGUUUAGCAGUUGACAACUAUUUCUGGAUCUUUUUAUAGUUUCACAUACACUUCUCUGAUGCCUCAGAAAGGUGUAACAAUAGAGGGAUGAGUGCGUUUGACAGCCUUUUUCGAAAUUUAAUCCUUACAAGUCAAUUUGUGAAAGGAUGGGGGCAACCAAAACAUCUUAAAAGGUUACUGGAUCUUAGGAAAGUUUUAUCAGUUCGGGAUGCAGCAUACAGUUUGGUAGACAAAAACCAUAAAGUAAACAUAUUUUAUGAGAAAGAAGAGGGAAACAUUAAAGUAUUGGAGGGUGAAUUUCACUCACCAUGGGAUAGUAUUAUCCCAGGGGUCAUGCCAAAUGUAGUCAAAAAUGCCAGGUUUCAGAUGAUACUCCCACACAGGUGGCAAGGCCCAGCUCACCCUAUUUGUAUUCAUCAUGGAGGCACAGGGGAUCAUGGUUACCUAUUGAGAAGAAGAUUAAUGGCUGAACCAUUAUUGAGUGAACAUGGAAUCGGCUCAAUCAUAAUUGAGAGUCCAUUCUAUGGGACCAGAAAACCAAAGGACCAAUUCCGCUCCAGCCUACAGAAUGUGAGCGAUUUGAUUGUUAUGGGGGGUGCUCUGAUGUUUGAGACGGUUGUUCUCCUUCACUGGUGCGAGGAACAAGGAUGGGGACCAUUCUGUUUGACUGGCAUUUCUAUGGGAGGAUUCAUGUCUUCAUUAGCUGCAACAAUUUGGCCAAAACCCAUUGCACUGGUACCAUGUUUAGCAGGAGUAACUGCCUCUCCAGUGUAUACUAGGGGCAUUCUCUCAAAAGCUGUAAGAUGGGAUGUUUUGAAAAAUAGCUAUUAUGAGGACAAAGAAUAUGAACAUGAAAUCAGAAAGAUGCUAGUCUCUCCAGAGAGAGGAAUUAGCAGAUUUUCAUCUAAAGACUACACUGUACAAGAUUACCAUAAGGAUGUAGAGAAAGCUCUACUGCGCAUCAAGGAGGCGGGAUCACAGGUGGACAGUAUAGGGACUGCUAUACGACAGUUAAGAACUGUGGACGACUGGAAAGCUAAAUCAUUUUCAUCCAUUUCUCAUAAUAUAUCUCAGUCCAAUGUAAUCAAUAGAAAACAGUUGAAGUCCUUUGAUGCAGAAAUACUGGACUUUAUGUGGGAAGUGAUGGAGGAGUUUACACACCUGGGAAAUUAUUCCUCUCCAGUGGACACGUCUAUUAUUUUAUCACUUGUGGCUGAAUCAGAUGCUUAUAUACCUCGUGAUAAUGUGAUGACCCACCAGGACUUGUGGCCAGGUUCAAAGGUGAAGGUCAUUCCUGGAGGUCAUGUGUCAUCAGUAGUCAGCAGUAGGCAUUUAUUCAGACAAGCCAUUGUUGAGUGUUUGGAAAAGCACAGAACUUCUCAAAGUAUACGUUGAUACUUUAAUAGUGUGCCAAAUUCAUUAUCCAGCAGUAUUCAAGGUUGUCAUUGCAAAAUAAAGAACAAUGUUCAUGUAUUUCUUUGUCCCCUGCAUAGCAGAGAGUGACACUUAGGGAUCAUUUUGCCUGGCAUUAGUCACAUUCUAGAGUCUGAUAUUUCACUUAUAUUGAAUCUUCUCAUAUAGAAUAGUCUUCCUGAUCUUCUCAUGUUAAUUUAGUUAGAAUGAUCUAACUGUGUCUCGGGACAAGCCCUCACCACAUCUAUCGUUAAACUGGAUCCGUAGGACAAUUUCAUUUUAACGAUAGAACGUUUCUAUCUACGUUAAAUUGACCUUAUGGACAUUGAGGGGGGAGGGAGGGGGGGGGGGCAUUCAGCAGAAGAUAGGAAGUCAAGUAUAGCAUGAUAAAUAAGUUGUGACAAGAACACUGAUACAUGUAUUGGUGUUUACUCUUUGAUCUUUGAGCUUCUGUUCAAUGCUAGGGUGAAACCAAGUUUCAUGUGAACUUUGACCUUUUCAAUUCUAUUUGACAGAUGAAGUUAUAUAGAAACAUUCAUGUCAUAAAUGAUGCUAUCACAGGUGACUUGUUGUAUGUCCAUCUUAAGACGGGACAUAUUAUGUUAUAGCAUUCAUGUCCAUCCAUCUGUCUGUUAGCUUUUUUGUGUCCUGCUCAUAACUUUAAUACUAUUGUCAGCUGAUACAUCUUGGGUAGAAGGUGUGUCAUGCAUUAAAAGUAGGUCGCUCUGACCUUUAAUUAAGAAGAUGCUAUGGCCAAAUAUAGAAAAAUCCUGUCUGGCUCAUAACUAGAAAACUAUUAGGCUUGAAAUCAUCAAACUUGGCCAAUUUAUGCAUCUUAGGUAGAAGGUGUGUCACAACCUAUUUCAAGAUUUUAAAAAUCUCUGUUUUCAACAGAUUGACAUAAAUAUGCAUUUUUAUUGCAACACAGACUACAAAGCAGUUAGUGCAUAUCCUUUCAUCCCUUGGGAGUAAUGAGUGGACAUGCUUCCAGUUAAAGAUUUAAUUAAUGAGUUCAAUGUAGGAACGUUAGCUGUCUCAAUCAUUUUUGUUAGAGCAUCUCUGAUCAAGCAGCUCUUAUCUGUAUCCUUUGGGAAUGAGACAGAAGAACUGCUUGUCAGUUUAUAGCAUACAUGUAUGUCAUUUGUUGGCCAGCCUUUUAUUUUCAAAAUUAAUUUGAUAUAGAUUAAAUUGUUAAGACUAAUUUGAUAUUGUUUAAUAUGAUAUUUUUAUUUACUUUUUUGAAAAUAUCAAACAAAUGUAAUAUUUGUUAUAAUAAAUGCCUACACUACAGGAGAUGUAUAAACAUCAGAUAUUAUCAGGAAUGGAAAAAUCAUGGAAAUCUUUGAAUGAUCAAGGUUGACAUGAUUUUCUUGCACUUUAAACUGUUUAUGAAAAUUAAACAAUAUUGCUGUGACGGGGCACUUUAUGUGUUCCUUGGAACAAUCUAGUGUUUUAACUGUGAUCUGAUUUAUACUAGAGACUAUUUUUGUGAUUUUUUAUACCAACGUUUGAGUUGAAUAAACAAUGAUUUGUAAAACAAACAA